UUUUCGCUGAUAAGCAUGCUGGCUGUAAAUGGCUCCUUUGUGACUGAGUUUGUCCUUGCUGGAUUGACAGAUCGUCCAGAGCUCCAGCUGCCACUCUUUUACCUGUUUCUAAUCAUCUACAUUGUCACAGUGGUGGGAAACUGUGGCUUGGUCACCCUGAUUGGCCUCAAUCCUCACCUUCACACCCCCAUGUACUAUUUCCUCUUCCACCUCUCCUUCAUUGAUCUCUGCUACUCUUCUGUCUUCAGUCCCAAAAUGUUGAUGAACUUUGUCUCUGAAAAGAAUUCCAUCUCGUAUGUGGGGUGCAUGACUCAGCUGUUUCUUUUUCUCUUUUUUGUCAUCUCUGAAUGCUACAUGUUGACCUCAAUGGCCUGUGAUCGCUAUGUGGCCAUCUGUAAUCCACUGCUGUAUAAGGUCACCAUGUCCCCUCAGGUCUGUUCUAUGAUAUCUUUUGCUGCUUAUGGGAUGGGGUUUGCUGGAGCCUCUGCCCACACAGGCUGCAUGCUCAGGCUGACCUUCUGCAAUGCCAAUGUCAUUAACCAUUAUUUAUGUGACAUCCUGCCCCUCCUCCAGCUUUCAUGCACCAGCACCUAUGUCAAUGAGGUUGUAGUUCUCAUAGUUGUGGGUAUUAACAUCACGGUGCCCAGUUGUACCAUCCUCAUUCCCUAUGCUUUCAUCCUUGCCAGCAUUCUAAACAUCAAAUCCACCCAAGGAAGAUCAAAAGCCUUCAGCACCUGCAGCUCUCACAUCGUGGCAAUUUCUCUUUUCUUUGGAUCAGCUGCUUUCAUGUAUCUUAAAUAUUCCUCUGGAUCUAUGGAACAAGGAAAAAUAUCCUCAGUUUUCUACACUAAUGUUGGGCCCAUGCUCAACCCACUGAUCUAUAGUUUGAGAAAUAAGGAUGUCAAGGUGGCAUUAAGGAAGUCAUUUUUUUAA
This is a messenger RNA of Acomys russatus (golden spiny mouse), 933 nucleotides long. Its product is annotated as olfactory receptor 147. Lineage: Eukaryota; Metazoa; Chordata; Mammalia; Rodentia; Muridae. The transcript has a single exon. Gene Ontology annotation, molecular function: G protein-coupled receptor activity; odorant binding; olfactory receptor activity. The record is from RefSeq and is a predicted model, not a curated record. Bases 16 to 933 code for a protein of 305 amino acids. Gene Ontology annotation, biological process: sensory perception of smell; G protein-coupled receptor signaling pathway. Gene Ontology annotation, cellular component: membrane.